Molecule: messenger RNA, 704 nt
Organism: Cladocopium goreaui
Lineage: Eukaryota; Dinophyceae; Suessiales; Symbiodiniaceae
Source: the annotation of a GenBank genome assembly
AGGACACUUGCGUGGCUACCACAGCUACCACAAGUAUGGCUACCCCAAGUAUGGGCCAUACAAGUACCAGCAUCCAUACUAUUCGGGCGCUGGGUCUCACCCGUUCUAUCAUGGCCAUAUGGCGUAUCCUCAUCCAUAUAUGGGCUCUCAGAUCGGCGCCUUGGCUUCCUCUUCUGCAUGGGCCAGUGUGAAAUUGGAAGACUACACGGCCGAGGGCCAGCCCUGCAGCGGUAUCACUGGAUUGGGAGCCGGGCAAAAGCCCUGCGCCCCAUGGCUUGCUUGUUACAAGCACACCUUCUCUGGCUCGUUGUUUGGCCGCGCUUACGGCGGCUACUACGGUCAUUCCCAGAGCGGCCAUUGCAAAGCCAAGUUGGUCCACUUGGGCCAGCGAUGCGGUCGUUCAGAGAGCACCCACGCCGAAAUCAACAUGGGUCGUUGCCCGGCAUGGUCGCACUGCCAGCCGGACGUCGGAUUCGUGAAUCAGAAGGGAGGCGAGCUGCUGGGUGGGGGAAUCUGCAUACAGACCCCGAUCGAACGAGUUGAGGAUUUCUUGGAUCCCUUCCACUCAGCUCUAACCUGAGAGGCAGACAGCGGUGUGGCGCUCUGGUUGAACACGCCGCGAACCGGCAUGCCUGAGCAGCCGGUGGAAGUCGGUGUAAGAUAUGGCCGGCAGUGUCUACAGUGUCUACCCAAUGGGUGAAAAU